CCUCCCCCCCCCCGUGCUGCCCAUGGCUCCCAGAUAUAAAGAUGGGGAUGCCGUCGUGGCGGUGAAUGGAAAAUGGAUCGCCUGGACGCAUACCGUCGUCGCCUACACGGCCUUCUUCAGUGCCCUCGUGGUGGGCAUGUCCUUGCACUUCCGCAAGAUUGUCCAGAACGAACACUACGGCUACCCCGACGAAUGGUUUCCUUCGGUAUCGGCCACCAUCGGCGAUCGCUAUCCUGAACGCUCUUUCUUCCAAGUCUUCAUUGCUAUCACCUCGGGUCCUCGAUUCGCCCUGGUCUUCCUGUGGUACCUUCUGACUUCCCGCCCCAAUUCCGCCCUCCCAAAGCUGGUGGCUGGCGUGGGCUUGUUUCGGACUUUCACAUGCGGCGGCUGGACUUAUGUUACCUCGACUGAUGACCACGACUGGCACGAUAUCUUCAUGAUCUCAUACCUGGUGGCAACGCUGCCCUGGACUCUGGGCUGCCUCGCUCUCAGCCCGAACAACCGCCGCGCUGUCAAGUACCGCAAGGUCUUGGCGAGCCUCUUCUUCGGCACUCUGGUCCCUUUGAUCUACUACUUCAUCCAGCACAAGGUGCACAAGGUGCCUGGGGCUUACACCAAAUACGCCUUCUUCGAGUGGUCACUCAUCCUGUUCGACGUGGGAUUCGACGCAGUCACUGCGCUCGACUUCGACGCGUUUGAGAUUGUUGUGAGGGAUGUCAAGGGGGUCAGCAGAGGGCAGUUGAAGACCACUGCGGACUCCGUCCUUGAAAUAGAGAAGGGCAAGCCUGUUGGGAACACGUUUGGCGAAGGUUUCUUCUGGACCGAAAUCAUUGAUGCCGCCGCAGAUGUCUACAAUGGGUUUGUCUUUUGGACGAUGAUGACUGCCCUUCCUGUUCUGGUUUGGUAUUUCCCUCUCUGGCACAUGGGUAUCUCCGGAUAUGAAGCCGCCAUUGUCUGCUACCUUUCCCCCCUACUGCUCGGUAUCCCAGCUCUGAAGUCUGCGGCUAUCAAAACCCCCCGACUCUUCCACCUACUCUCGUUGUCCGGACUCCUGGCAUACAAAGUCCAGGACCCGGCCAACCGGCUCUUUGUGACCUCCUUCGGCGUUAUCUGCAGUUGCUUGACAUGGGCUGCUACCUUGUAUGCGGAGAGGGCGAACACCACCAGGCUGGAGUCCCGGAUCCUCUCAUGGAGCAUUGGGUUGAUCAUGUCGACCGUUGCCAAGUAUGCAUGCACGACCAACAACCCUCUGUGGCCCAUUAUGCACUCCGAGAAUGGUGGAUGGAACAAAAUCGGAAUUCUUUUCGCUGUCCUGGCUGUCCUUCGGUCCUACCGGAGACCUACCACGAGCGGAGGAGAUCAUUUGCCGUCGAGCGGCAAGAAAGGCUCUUGGCUCUUGGCCGGUCUGGGCCUUGGAGGCUUGUGGUUUGCCAUGCACUACCUUCUGUCAGACUCUAGCACGAUGAUCUCGUGGGUCUGGGAUGGAUACCCUGUGCGGGGCCCUAUUGCAGUUCCUCAUGGCAGCCUCAUCAUCUUUGCCAUGGGCGCUGGCCUCGUGUCCGGUCUCUUCUAUCCUUCCGUGGCUGGAAGUUGGACGGCGUUUGGAAUUGGCUCCUUGGGUGCGACCUUCCUUACCUGCUACGAACACUGGACUGGCUUCUAUGGUGCGCUUGUACUUGCGUUCUACCUUCUGGCUGUGACUCCCGUCCUGGUUUCCUCGGCUGUCAGACACUCUCCGGCAGCUACUUUCGGAAUCGCCUCCCUCCUGUACAUCUUCCUGAUUUUGUUCCACGUUUGGGUCGUUGCCUACGCUUUCGUUCCCGGUGGAUACCUUGUCAGGGAGCACACAGAUUGGGUCAUGAUUACCAUCAUGCUGUCCAUCGGUGCCGGUGUCUUUUCGGCCGGAGUGUCCAACGUUUCCAACCCGAAGAGCAAGGCCAUCAUCAGCCCUAACAGCCGGAGACAGCGGUCAUACUUUGUUUACGUUCUCGUGAUCUUGCAACUGCUGUCGGUCGCUAUCUCAUACCUCCGCUUCCCCACCAAUGACUAUACCCCUUACCACAAGGAAGACAAGGUUGCCACCAUGGGUAUCUGGACGGUGCAUUUCGGCCUCGACAAUGAUAUGUGGGCCUCUGAGCGACGCAUGCGGGAUGUGAUCCAGGAGCUGGAGCUGGACGUGAUUGGCCUGCUGGAAUCCGAUAACCAGCGCAUCAUCAUGGGCAACCGUGAUAUCACCCAGUUUGUGGCGGAGGAUCUGGGCAUGUAUGCCGACUUUGGACCCGGUCCCGACAAGCACACGUGGGGAUCCGCCCUGCUUUCCAAGUUCCCGAUCGUCAACUCGACCCACCACCUGCUUCCUUCCCCCGUCGGUGAGCUUGCGCCUGCCAUCCACGCUACUCUGGACAUGUAUGGAGAGCUGGUUGAUGUUGUCGUCUUUCAUUCGGGACAGGAGGAAGACCCAGAGGACCGCCGCCUGCAAACGGAGUACCUGUCCAACCUGAUGGGCUCUACACUUCGCCCGACGGUGUUGCUGAGUUACCUGGUCACGAAGCCGCUGGAGGGCAACUACAACACGUACGUGAGCGACAUCAGUGGCAUGAAGGAUAUCGACCCCACGGACUGGGACCGUUGGUGCGAAUACAUUCUUUUCAAGAAGUUGAAGAGAACAGGCUACGCCCGAGUCAGUCGUGACUCGAUCACCGACACUGAAAUUCAGGUCGGUAAAUUUGUGAUUGGUGAGCCGGAGCCGGAGAAUGAAAUGCGCAUCCCGGAGGAAAUGGUGCCUCCAGGGCUCCAAUUCCCCAGCCUGUUCCGCGGCCAGGGUGUUCGUGGUCACCGGUACCAUGUCUUUGAUGAACCCAGAUACUGGCAGUGAGUAGUUGCUCGUAUCUACGGGGGUAUGCGAUUCCCGAUAUCUCUCAGCAACCCCGAAUGUCUCCCUAUACUGUUCUUGAGUAUAGUUCAGAUUCCGAAACAUACCAGCAUUGCGUGGCCGACCGCCCGCGAUGGUUGAUAUGAUCUUAUACCGUGAAUUUAAUCGUACAUAUUCU
Molecule: messenger RNA, 3050 nt
Organism: Aspergillus heteromorphus CBS 117.55
Lineage: Eukaryota; Fungi; Ascomycota; Eurotiomycetes; Eurotiales; Aspergillaceae
Product: putative integral plasma membrane protein
Exons: 8
Coding region: 23-2875 (950 amino acids)
Biological process (GO): fungal-type cell wall organization; GPI anchor biosynthetic process
Cellular component (GO): endoplasmic reticulum
Source: RefSeq, a predicted model, not a curated record